AUGGAGAAUAAAAUGGUCACAACACUUGCAGAACUUCAAAUUUACAACAAGCAGCCACAUGAUCUGUCAAAAGAAGACAUCAUAGGCAAACACCUGGAAAGUCUUGAUAAAUGGGAAGAAUUUUUUUCCAAAUACUCGAAAUGGAUGGGGUUUAGUGUUCGCAAGGAAGAUGUUCGACAUGACCAUGAAAACAACCUGUGGCAACGUAAAUGGGUUUGCUCAAACCAAGCUUCGAAAAGGGAAUUGCACUUCUUGCGAUCUAAUCGAGCCAUACCAGAGUCAAUCGGAGCCCAGGUAAUGUCGAUGCGACGAUCAGGUAUACGCACUUGCCACAUAUUCAAUCACCUAGCACAAGAAAGAGGAGGACGUGAGUAUGUACCCUUCCUGAAAAAGGAUCUUUACAAUUGGAUUGGUCGCCAAAGACUAGUUCAAGACGAAGAAGAAACUGACGCUGAAGGAGCAUUGGGGUACUUGGCAUGUAUGGGCCGCUCUGAUGCUGAAUUUUUUGAGACACACACAAUUGAUGUAGAAAAUAGGUUGGCAGACCUAUUUUGGGCUGAUGGAAUUUCCCGUCGUGAUUAUGCUUGUUUUGGGGACAUUAUGGCUUUCGACUCCACCUACAAGAAGAACUCAUACAAUAAGCCCCUGCUUAUCUUUGUCGGGUUGAAUCACCAUUACAGGACAAUAGUCUUUGCAGUUGCUUUGCUAUAUGACGAGACUGAGGAGACAUAUACUUGGGUUUUAGAGGAAUUUCUAGAGUGCAUGAAAAACAAACCACCUCCUGUGGUGGUCACCGACGUUGAUCAUGCUAUGGCGAAAGCAAUACAAAAAGUUUUCCCAACUUCUGUUCACCGGUUGUGUGCUUGGCAUCUUCAGAAUAAUGUAACUAUUAAUGCGCCUCAUCAUGUAUUCAAGUCCAAGUUCAAUGAACUACUUUAUCAAUACUGA
Humulus lupulus (European hop) is the source of this 948-nucleotide messenger RNA. Its product is annotated as protein FAR1-RELATED SEQUENCE 5-like. Lineage: Eukaryota; Viridiplantae; Streptophyta; Magnoliopsida; Rosales; Cannabaceae. The record is from RefSeq and is a predicted model, not a curated record. The coding region runs from base 1 to 948 and encodes 315 amino acids. The transcript is spliced from 2 exons.